AUGAACGCCAAUAGCUCUAGCUACUCUGUUCUUGGCCCGCGAAGACACUCUGUCGCGAAGAGCCAGAAUAUCCAUAGCCAGGGCCCCGGCCUGCGGGAGGUAAAGAGCAGCGAUGAAGUACUUGCCCAGUGUCGCAGAGGUCCCUCCCACGGUCGUCAGUUUACUGUCGCCAACGUUGGUAACAAUGGACGGUUAUAUCUACGGCCAAUCACCAACAGGUCCUACACACCGCAUACCUUGAACCCAGCACCGAGCAUACCGGAAGCAACAGCCGCUGGCCACCGGGCCAGUGUUUGGUCGAACUCACAGUUCUCAUACCUCGUUGAUCCGCCGGAUACUACCUCGCGUGGACCUGCACAGACCUACCAUCACCUCCGCCGAUGGAAAUCCUUACCUACCAUAGACGAUGUUCCGCCAAGUCCCACUCGCGGAGCGCUUAAAGUGGUCAUUGAGGGGUCAGAGCCUGCCGAAAAAACACCGCCCAAGCUGCCAGGACCAGCUCGUAAGCUAGAAGACUUCAGAUUCCCGGAAAGACAUGUCUCCGCCUAUCGACCAACCCCUAGGCCCCCGAGGCUAUCCUCGCCGAUAUCUAUCGGCAAGAUGGGCGGCUCCUCUGUCAACAAGUCCGUCGACAAGGGAAUAGGUCAAUCCGUCUUUUACAAGCUACAGGAACCUAUAGAGCCUUCCAUAUUUGAUGACCUGCUGCCCAUAAUGCACGAUGCUUCGGUGGCUCGGUAUUCAAAACAGACCAAACAGCUAUCCGCCGCUACUCCUGCUCGCAUUGUCGCCCAAAUAUCAUCUGAAUCGUUUAUGGACUACGAACUCGUCUCGGAUUUCUUUCUUACCUUCCGCUCCUACCUCUCGCCGAGUAAUCUACUCUCCCUCCUCCUCGCCCGUCUGGAGUGGGCUAUCAACCGCCGUGAGGAUGAUGGACGUAUUAUCCGCAUCCGAGUCUUUGCUGCUCUACGUCACUGGAUUCUGAACUACUUCGUAGAUGACUUUGUUGCCAGUGAUAGCCUGCGUGCACAGUUUUGUUUCCGUAUCAAUUCUAUGUACGAGGAUCUCAAGUACCGCAGCUCUCGUGACGUCAGUGAUACCAAAAUUAUCCUGGACCUGAAACGAUGCUGGAAUGGUCGCUGUGCGCAGUACUGGGAUGAUCCGGAGUUUGUCAGUGAUGCUCGACCAGAGGAUCCCAUUGUUCCUGGCUCCAGUAAACCGGGCUCUAGGUCUAACGGUGAUGGAUUGUGCUUCUCAUACUCAGAACUCGUUGCGCAGGAUACACCUGUUGGCCACACCCGUAAGGGCUCUUCUGCCUCCGUGAAUGACUUCCCCAAAAGCCCGCCACCUAUACAAGCCGCUUUCAACCCGACGAGCUUCAAUACCCCUUCUUCACGUCUCUCAAUGCGUGGCAACAGCGUUUCCAAUCAAGGCCGAGGAACGCAUAUUCUCCCAGACCCCAUCCCUGAACUAAACGACCCCUCCCGCCUUCCAGCCCCCCCUAGCCCACGCUCUCCAAUCUGGCGUUGGCCCCUCCACUCUCACACCCAAUCUUCACACUCUCAUAAACGCAGCGGAAGCUUUUCAGAUUCAUUCAGAGAUGACCGUGCUCCUUUACCGCAUUCACAGUCGAAUCUUAGUGUUGACGGUGGUGGAUCGGCAGCUGGAUUGGGCUCACUAGGCCAAAUUCCUAUUGAAACUCCCAAUUCCCCCAGAGGUUUCAAUUUCAGUAUCAUUCGUGGCAGUAUGCUCACUCCUCUAGAGCCCGAUGUACCAAUCACACGCCCACCUUCACCGCCACCAGACCCUUCUAUGCCUCGCAUACGGCCGCCGAGCUCUUCUUCAUUUACACCACCGGCCUCGGCGGCGGCUUCGUUUUCUCGUGCUGAGUCUCCAGCCAAGGCUCCUGCACCGGGAGUGAAAACAUUCAUUAGCUCUCUACGCCGCGUUCUUUAUAAUAAUACCUCUGGUUCUAAUAUUUCCUCUAGCGGCGCUGUGUUAAACAAACCAGAGCCGCGUCCGAUUGUUUCAGCCCAUGGGAAAACAUCUCUCCUCCCACCGAAUGUUGUCUUCGGAUCAGAUAGGUAUCGUGAAAAGAGACCCGGUAUAAAGAGCGCCUCACGAAUCGACGUGCUAUGCGAUAGGGCUUAUCAAUCUUAUACCGUGCUAGCAAACCAAACACCCUUAGCUAUCUCCACUGCUCCCCGUAGUCCGAGCCCCAAGUCCCAACCACGGGCAGAUAUACCCGCUUCAAUGCCUGUUCCUAAUUUCUCCCGUGGAGUUUCUAGCCAGAUCACGACAGGCAGCCAGUCCAUAGUCAUUGUUGAUGAUACCGGCGCCAGGGUUGGUACAAGUGGUGGCCUUUCUUUACUUCCUGAGGAAUUCCAGAUGUAUUACCCUGGCUCUGGUGAUGCUGAUCCCGAACCCGAGAUUGAUCCACUUACUCCCAUUCCAUUGCAUAUGCCUGAGAAAGACAAAUUAGGGGUCACACCCAUGCCAGCCCAGCAUGAAAAUGCUUCAACCAGUAAGCCGGCCUCCAGGCUACGCAAAUACGCAUCCUAUCAAAGUGUGCUAGGCGGCCAUGGCGGCCAACGGCCGGCUUCUGACAUGCCCAGGACCACUAAGGCUGACAUGGGGGCGUGCAGAGGCUCCUUCUUACCUGCACACACGCCUGUGGCUAGGGGCAUGCAGCUUCCAGAGAAGAGGCUUCGAAGACGCCCAGGCGGCGACUUACGCAAAAUGCAAACCACCGUGGGCUCUGAAGAACAGGGAUUGAACGUUGGCCCUGAACGUAGUCUUAAUACGUUCAGGUUUGCCUCCGGUACGACUGCAACGGACUCAACAUCCUCCGCACUGUACAUAACUCGUGCAUCCCAUAUGGAUUCUAUCUCGCACAGCGAGGACGAUGACGAUGAUUAUGAUGAAGAUGACAUCGAUUAUUCGACUUCCUCUAGUGCAUUGGAUUCACUUAGCCGUAGUGGUACGCGUUCUCAUUCUUCGCCACAACCGCCUCAUGCUAGGCAUAUCUUUGAGGAUGCGGUUGCCGGCUUUCGGAAAAUACCUGACCUGCCAGAUGGAGGUAUUGAGUCUGCUCUCCUCAAACUCGAAGGAAAAUGGAAAGAGGGCAAGGGCUCCAGGGCAAACAACGGUUCUCCUCAAGUUGACUUCCCUAGUACUGGUAGGCGGAGGUCUCGUCAAGGGAAUCCUGAUGGGUCCGCAAACAACCAAUACGUGAACAUUGAUUCAGAUGCCACUGCGUACGCUGAACCCCCAGCAGUGGGUAUCCCCAAUGGUACGGAGUCAUAUCUUGGGUCAGAUUAUUCGUACUCCUCUAUUCCGCUGUUGGAGCGUGGCUUGGGAGACGAAUCAAUGAGGACUCCCACCGUUGCGAAAUUCGACAAUCCUUCCCCCCUAGCGCAAAAUGCAACCUCUAACCAUCCGUCUAUUGAGGUUGUCGAGAAGACAGACAGCAUAAAUAGGAUUGCUCAUGGUGCAACGGCGCCAGAGCCCGUGGAUGAUAUGCAGAUACGCGACAAUGUCUCCGAGCUUUCGUCUGAACUCUCUAUAGAUGACGGACCUAGUAGGAAGGCUUCAGAUCCUACCCACCCACUCCGCGAACCGGCCGUCAUAGCCUCUUCUUUUCACCAGCCAACCUCACUACCGCCGUACCAUCAAUAUCUUGACCCGUCGUACGCAAACCAGUAUCCAGAUAUCCAACCAAACUUUCCUCGGCCUCGCAAUAACUCUCAUCCAUCCAUACCUCCCACUACCCCAACCCACUCAAGCCACUCUCUCCCUAGCUCUGGUCACAUUGCCUUUAUUCUAGCCCACGAUUCGCAGACGCUUGCUAAACAAUUCACCAUUGUCGAACAAGCUGCUCUUAGUGAAGUCGACUGGAAAGACCUUGUUGACAUGCGCUGGACGCAUUCCUGUCCAUCUCCGCUUAACUGGGUCGACUAUCUCUCCGCCGGCAUCGAUCGUAAGGGCAUAGACAUGGUCGUCGCACGCUUUAACUUGAUGGUCAAAUGGGCUGUUUCGGAAAUAGUGCUGACCAAAAAUAUCGCAGAGCGUGCUCUGGUGAUCACGAAGCUGAUUCACAUUGCUGUGAAUGCAAGAAAGCUGCGCAAUUAUGCUACCAUGUUGCAGGUCGUUAUUGCCCUAUCAUCUGUCGACUGUACGAGACUGGUGAAAACAUGGGAACGUGUGCCAGAGACCGAAAAGGAGAUACUGGCGGAAAUGGAGUCGCUGAUCCAACCAAUUCGCAACUUUCAUAAACUAAGGUCUGAAAUGGAAUCUUCCGUUCAAGACGGCUGUAUUCCUUUUGUUGGCCUUUACGUCCAAGACCUGACAUAUAACGCUCAAAAGCCAGCACAGAUCGCCAGCACUCGCGAUGGCGAACCGCUGGUCAAUUUCGAGCGCUAUCACACCGCCGCAGCCAUUGUGAAGAGCCUUCUUCGUCUUAUUGAUGCAAGCACGAAAUAUGUCUUUGAGCCCGUUCCUGGAGUCUUAGAGCGUUGCCUUUGGAUUGCUGCCCUAGCAGACGACGACAUCAAAGCGUUCAGCAAAGCGAUUGAAUAA
Molecule: messenger RNA, 4575 nt
Organism: Nannizzia gypsea CBS 118893
Lineage: Eukaryota; Fungi; Ascomycota; Eurotiomycetes; Onygenales; Arthrodermataceae
Product: low temperature essential 1
Exons: 3
Coding region: 1-4575 (1524 amino acids)
Biological process (GO): Ras protein signal transduction; positive regulation of GTPase activity
Cellular component (GO): plasma membrane
Molecular function (GO): guanyl-nucleotide exchange factor activity
Source: RefSeq, a predicted model, not a curated record